This is a messenger RNA of Cydia pomonella (codling moth), 5691 nucleotides long. It is a transcript of the gene fab1, whose product is annotated as putative 1-phosphatidylinositol 3-phosphate 5-kinase. Gene Ontology annotation, biological process: intracellular signal transduction; phosphatidylinositol phosphate biosynthetic process. The record is from RefSeq and is a predicted model, not a curated record. The coding region runs from base 276 to 5582 and encodes 1768 amino acids. NCBI's taxonomy places the organism in Eukaryota, Metazoa, Arthropoda, Insecta, Lepidoptera, Tortricidae. Gene Ontology annotation, cellular component: endosome membrane. The transcript is spliced from 34 exons. Gene Ontology annotation, molecular function: metal ion binding; 1-phosphatidylinositol-3-phosphate 5-kinase activity; ATP binding.
AACGAUUUUAACCUAUUUUGUAUAAAUUAUAUAUUUAUUAUAAGAAAAUAAUGUGUUUUUGAUAUUUUUUUGGACAGUUUUAUGAUAUUAUUUGCAUUUUCUCGGGAAUUUACUCUUUAAAACCUGACAACUUUCAUUUCAGCCGAGCUGAUUGACAUUGACAGUGACAAAUCAACCAAAAUCGUCUUGUUUUCAUCGCCUGAUUGAAUAGCAAAAACAGACGCUAUUAUUCAUGUUACAUAUCCGCUAAAUAAUUAAGCGGUUGUACUAUCAUUAUGGAUCAGUAUGACACAUCCCAGCUCACGGAGUUUCCGCGCUUCGAACCCGAGUCGUCCCAGAGCGGGGUAUCAACGUUCUUUAACAAAUUGUGGAAGUUUCCGAUCUUCUCGCCCAGCGAAGCGGGCGAGAACAAUCAGAACAAAGCCAUAGGAGACGGUAAAGAGGUGUCUCCGCAGAACGAGGAUGUGAACAAGCAGGAAUAUGAUGAUAAACCGGAACAGGCGAGCUACGCGGUCGAGUUCGAAGGACGAAGCUUGCAAAAUGUUUUAAGAAGGAUUAGCAGUCUAGUUGCGUUGGGGUCUAGUAGUGGCACGAAGUACUCGGACACGGAGCUGGCCCGGUACUGGAUGCCCGACGACAUAUCUCGUGAAUGCUACGAGUGCGCGGCGCGGUUCGGAACCCUGCGGCGGCGGCACCACUGUCGCGUGUGCGGACAGGUGUUCUGCGGGCGCUGCUGCUCUCAACGAGUGCCAGGUCAGAUAUUUGGAUGCGCGGGCGGGCUCCGCGUAUGCAACUACUGUUGCAAUGUCGUGCUGAGCUACCUUCGCGAAAACGAGGCGGGCGAGAUAUCGCCCGACCUCCGCUCCCUGCAGGAGAGCUUGCAGGCCAAGUUCCCGGACAACAAGGCGAACGCGAAAACGCGGGACAACUACAUGUUCGCGCGCGAGGAGGAGCGAGGAGGCGCCCGGGAGCCCCUCCCAGAGCUGCUCCCCGCGCUCCGCUCCUCCCUGCCGCUCCUGCAGCACAGGUACCGCCUGGUGCGCUACAACGGCGUGUGGCGUGGGUCCGACGUCAUGCAGUGGCUCAUGGACAAAACCGGCCACAAGACCAGGGCACAAGCUCGAGCAGUGUGUCAAGCCUUGGUAUCGGGCGGCUGGCUGACCGGCGUGCCGGAGCCCGCCGCCGUGUUCGCGGACUACGCGCUGUACCGGCCCGCGCCCGCGCCGCCCGACAAUGCACGUGAGUCCGUGGACGAAGAGCACCCCCACCCUCGCCUGGCGGAGAGCGCGUCCUCGUACUGCCUGGCGCUGGACCUGGGCGAGAGCUCCGCGCGGCUCACCAGGACGCCCCGACCCAGCGCGCCGGAAACGAAAUCAUCCCCGUCGAGCGAGGAGGAAACACCUAACUUGGAACAAAGCGAAGACCCCAGCGAGGGCCUGUGCCCCCGCGUGGCGGCGGCGGGGCUGGAGCACCUGCAGCGGCUGCUGCGGCAGGGGCUGUGCGCGGAGGCGCUGGGCGCGGCCUGGCUGCACGUGCUGCUGCCGCUGUGCGUGGCGGCCGCGGACGCCACCAUGCCGGACAUGCACAGCAGCGACAUCGACAUCCGCAACUACGUGCAAGUGAAGAAGCUGCCCGACGGCCACAUGCGGGACAGCUGCCUGGUGCCGGGCGUGGUGCUCACCAAGAACGUGGCGCACAGAGGGAUGCCGCAGGAGAUCGAAAACCCAACAGUUUUAUUACUGGAUUGCUCCAUCGCGUACCAACGGGUGGAGGGAAAGCUAACUUCACUAGAACCCGUAUUGCUACAGGAGCGGGAGUACCUGGUCCGGUGCGCGGCGCGCAUCACGGCGCUGCGGCCGCACGUGGUGCUGGUGCGCGGCGCCGUGGCGCGGCCGGUGCAGGACGCGCUGCGCGGCGCCGACGUGGCGCUGGCGGCCGGCGUGGGCGCGCGCGCGCUGCAGCGGGUCGCGCGGAGCGUGCGCGCCGACCUCGUGGCUUCCGUCGACGCUCGGAUCGCCAUUCCGAGGCUCGGCUCGUGUAAACGGUUCGCCGUCACCUCCUAUCCAAGCAAAACGCUGAUGUCUCUAGAAGGCUGUGCUGAACCAGCACUUGGAUGCUGUAUCCUGCUGCGCGGCGCCAGCACCGCCGAGCUGGCGCGCGUCAAGCGAGUCGUCAGGUUCAUGCUGCGAGCAUGCUAUAACUGGAAACUCGAAAAAGCAUUUCUGGCCGACGUUGAGGCCAUGCUCCCGGACCCCGGUGCCUUCGAUGAUGAUGUUGAUGAAAACCAACCUAAAGAUGAUAACCAAUGUCAAGAAGAUGCAGAAGUUUUUGCCACUGGUGAUAAUCUGUUUGCUGGUGUGAAUAGUGAUGAUAAAACGAUUGAUGAUGGUGAUGAUAUGUUAGCAAAUCAAGAUAAAGUACCUACUGAUAAGGGUACUAAGAAUAGCAUAGUGUCAUUUGCCGAUGAUAAAGUUUUGGCAAAUGAUAAAACAAUGAAUAAGGAUUCAGCAGCUGCUAAUAAAGUAAUAAUUAGUGAUGGAAAUACCACAGCUCCUGAAAAAGCUAAAAAUACAGAUGAUAAAAUGUCAACUGUUAAAGAUAAUACGGGUAAUAAAGAAUUAGCAUCUUAUGAUAAAGUAAUAGUUAAUGACGAAAACAUUCCACGUUUAGAUGAUAAAAUUUUAGCUACAGAUGAUAAAAUCUCAACUGUCAAAGACAUAACUAAUAAAGAUUCAGCGUGUGAUGACAAAUUAAACACUGAAGAAAACAUUCCACCCUCCGAUGACAAAGUCAUCGAUGACAAAACAGCCAGUGAAGUCUCAGACCCGCUUCAAACUAAGUUCAGUCGUUCAGAGAGCGAGCGAGCGAGCGGGGUUCCUAUCAGAGACUUUAGUGAUCCGCUGCGCGCUGCUGUUGAUGAUGAUGUGUUUUUAGCCGAGGACAGUCUACAGGCGGAUACACACGCGGACAGAUGGUCGACAGACGACACGGUGCUGUCCAUGUCGCCCAACGUGAUCAUCCCGCCGCCGUACCUGGACACGGAGGCGGGGCGGCGCUGCCCGCUGCGGCGCUACCUGCCCCGCCCCGCGCUGCCCGCGCGGCCGCGGCCCCGCCCCCCGCCGCCGCCCACGCCGCGCCCCGCGCGCCGCCGCAGCCGCCCCCGCCACAGCGUCAUGGACCUCAAGGAGCGACACCCAUUCGUGACGCAACCGAUCACGACGAAGGCGGAUGAUCCGGCGCUGAAGGCGUCGCUCGCGCACUACCGCGCCACGGGCUGCCAGCUCGGCGACCAACAUACACCGGAAUGCCCCAUGUAUAAACCGUCCGUCGUCAAACGCAUCGCCCCUUCCGGGUCCGGAUCCGGGUCCGUACCCGACUCGCCGGAGCCGCCCACAGAGGAGCGCGACCCGCUGAGCCCGGAGCACCACCAGCAGCUGAGCGUGCUGCUGUACAGCUACAGCUCCAAGUCCGCCAACGUGCCAGACUUCUGCGUCAACCCCUGGAUAGUGACAAUGGAGAUGUACGGCCGGAACGACAUCACACUGGGUGCUUUUCUAGACAAAUAUUGCUUCAACAGCGACUCCAAGUGCCCCUCCGGAGGGUGCUCCGUGCCGGUCAACCAACACGUCCGCAGGUUCGUGCACGGCGACGCGUGCCUCACGGUCACGUGCAACGUCAUCCAGCACAGCGCCGUGGACACGCGCAAGGACGAGCACAGCAAGCAGGUGAUGUUCUGGUCGCGCUGCGAGCAGUGCGGCGCCAGCGGGCGAGCGAGGCGGCUGUCCCGCGCGGCGCUCUGUCUCUCUCUGGCCAUGUACCUGCGCGUGCGCGCCACGGCCGCGCGGCAGGUGGCGCGCGCGUGCCGCCACCCGCUGCACGCGCACGCGCACGUGUUCGCGCGCCACACGGCCGCGGCGUGCUGCAGGUACAUGAAGAUCACCCCAUACGAGAUCGAGCUGCCUCCCGACGUGAUCUCCACCCACUACGACACGAAGGCCAUGCGCGACGCACUCAUCGCUCAGCUCAACGAACUCGUCCUCAAAGGGCACGAGACGCUGAGCGCGGUGGCGGGCGCGGGCGCGGAGCAGGACUACCAGGCCUUCAAGCACCACACCGAGCUCAUCUCGCUGGCGCUCACGCGAGCUAAACACGACGCUACAGCGGCAGGCGUGAUCCGCUCCCUGUGGCGCGCGUCGGACGCGCUGAUAGCGGGCGAGCGCAUGCUGCGGGACGCGCAGGACGCGUGGGCCUCGCCGCCGCCCAGACCUACUAAACCUGUCGACGCGACGGUGGAAGAAAAAUCCGAUCUGGAAGAGUCGACAGGAGAAAGCGAAAACUCAGGAACCACUUAUGUGUUCGCAGAGGGGCCCCGGGAGCCCCGGGACGAGAAGGACCACCCUGCAGGUGGCGAAGAAGACGAAGAAAAGGGAGACAAGAAGACCGUGCGGCAGAUCCUGUCGCAGCUGCUCUCCAACAAGGAAGCCUCCCAUCAGAACGGAAUCAUAAUCUCCCACGGGCUAGUACCAGUGGUGGUACAGAUCGGUGAAGUGGGGUCCGUGAUCGCGGCCGCGCUCGCCUCAGUGACCUACCAUCGCUCGCUGCGGCUGCAGAGACACAGCACCCAGUCGGAAGCCGAUGAAGCAGAAGUGGGGACCGGAAAAGACCGAGUUGAUGGCGACAAGAGUAAGGCCAAGUCCAACGACCACAUUGAGGUUUUACUGAAGGAUGGACUACUGUGCCGCAUAUACUACGCGCCGCAGUUCCACCGGCUGCGGCACGCGCUGCUCGCGUCGCUCGACGACCUCGAGCAGCCGCGGGCGGAGGACGCGCGCUGCUGCGACGACCUCAAGGACAAAGACAAAAGUCUGUGCGACAUCGAGGAGGGAUUCAUCCGUUCGCUGGCGCAUUGCGUACCCUGGGCGGCCAAGGGCGGGAAAUCAGGAUCAACAUUCUGUAAAACCAAAGAUGACCGCUACGUUCUGAAGGAGAUGACCAAACCGGAAUGGAACCAGUUCCUGGAGUUCGCGCCGCACUACUUCAACUACGUCACCAGCUGUCGCAGCCAACAGCUGCCCAGCCUAUUAGCCCGUAUCGUCGGCGUGUACUCGGUGGGCGGCGCCGGCAACGGCGUGCUGGUGAUGGAGAACGUGUGGUACCGGCGCGCCGGCACGCGCUUCGACCUCAAGGGCUCCUCGCGCCACCGCCUCGCCGCGCCCGCGCCGCUCGCCGUGCUGCUGGACGAGAACCUGCUGCAGCUGCGAUGGCAGCAGCAGCUGUUCGUGGCGUCCCACACCGGGCGGGUUCUGUUCUCGUGCAUCGACCGCGACACCGAGUUCCUGGCUUCCAACUCCGUGAUGGACUACUCAUUGCUGCUGGGCAUUGAUGGACAGAAGCUGGUGCUAGGAAUUAUUGACUACAUCCGCACAUUCACAUGGGACAAGAAGCUGGAGCACCUGGUGAAGAAGAACCUCGGGUCGGGGCAGCCGACCGUGGUGUCCCCGGACGAGUACAAGUCCCGCUUCCGCACGGCGGCGCGCAAGUACUUCCUGCGCGCACCCGCGCCCUGGGACCACCUGCUCUAGGCUGCAGCACGUGGCCGGGACACUUCCUGCGCGCACCCGCGCCCUGGGACCACCUGCUCUAGGCUGCAGCACGUAGCCGGGACACUUCAUGCGCGCACCCGCGCCCUGG